This is a messenger RNA of Pan troglodytes (chimpanzee), 1829 nucleotides long. RefSeq names its product RAB15 effector protein (gene REP15). Lineage: Eukaryota; Metazoa; Chordata; Mammalia; Primates; Hominidae. Gene Ontology annotation, biological process: receptor recycling; transferrin transport. Gene Ontology annotation, cellular component: endosome membrane; recycling endosome. The coding region runs from base 809 to 1519 and encodes 236 amino acids. The record is from RefSeq and is a predicted model, not a curated record. The transcript has a single exon.
UGAAGAAUCGUGGCAGAAGGUAAAAGAAACAAAAACAAACAAAAAAAGAAAAUAGGAAAAGCAAAUGGAAAUGACUCACCUGCAGACUGGAAGAAGUUAGUUGUAGAAAGAGGUGCAUGGAUAUUUAAAAAACUAACCUAGGGCUGGGUGCAGUGGCUCAUGCCUAUAAUCCCAGCACUUUGGGAGGCCGAGGCGGGAGGAUUGCUUGAGCCUAGGAGAUUGAGACCAGCCUGGACAACAUGGUGAAACCCCACCUGUACAAAAAAUACACAAAAAUUAGCCAGGUGUGGUGGUAUACACUUGUAGCCCCAGCUACUCAAGAGGCUGAGGUGAGAAGAUCACCUGAGCCCAGGGAGGUUGAAGCUGCAGUGAGCCAUGAUUGCGCCACUGCACUCCAGCCUGGGUAGCAGAGUGAGACCCUGUCUCAGAAAACAAAAACAAAAAGAACUAACGUGCUAUUUUUACUUCAACUAAAACUUGGAAAGAGGAAACAUGCUGGAAGAGAUUACCAAAGAUUAAAAGUAGAGUGAAUAUAACCUAGAUAGAACAGAUGUUUUGUGUGAAAUUUAGUAUCUUUAACUUAAUAAACCAGCAGGAACUGUAUGAACACAACACACCCAACUGAUAAACAGAGAGAACUAACAUGUUUAUUUAGCUGUAUGUAUAUAUGCUUAACUACACCCGAGGAAGCUGUAGAGUUAGAAAAAUAUCAACCAUUAACAGAUGUGGCCUCCUUGCAGAACUUUUACUUUGAAAAAGAAGUACGUCUGAACCAGAUUCACAUGUUUGAUAUUUGGAUGCAGAGAAAAUGGGGCAGAAAGCAUCGCAACAGUUGGCUCUGAAGGACAGCAAAGAGGUGCCCGUCGUCUGUGAGGUGGUCGGUGAAGCUAUAGUCCAUGCAGCUCAGAAACUGAAGGAGUACCUUGGAUUUGAAUAUCCUCCAAGUAAACUCUGCCCAGCUGCAAAUACUCUGAAUGAGAUCUUCUUAAUCCAUUUCAUCACUUUCUGCCAAGAAAAGGGAGUUGAUGAGUGGCUGACCACCACCAAGAUGACCAAGCACCAAGCCUUCCUGUUUGGUGCAGACUGGAUUUGGACCUUUUGGGGAUCCGACAAGCAAAUAAAGCUUCAGCUCGCAGUACAGACUCUGCAGAUGUCUUCACCUCCUCCUGUGGAAUCUAAGCCUUGUGACCUUUCCAAUCCAGAAUCAAGGGUAGAGGAAUCUUCCUGGAAGAAAAGUAGAUUUGAUAAGCUGGAAGAAUUCUGUAACUUAAUAGGAGAGGAUUGCCUGGGUCUGUUUAUCAUCUUUGGUAUGCCAGGAAAGCCUAAAGACAUCAGGGGAGUUGUCCUGGACAGUGUCAAAAGUCAGAUGGUGAGGAGCCAUCUGCCAGGAGGGAAGGCUGUGGCUCAGUUUGUCCUGGAAACUGAAGAUUGUGUGUUCAUCAAAGAGCUGCUCAGAAAUUGUCUGAGUAAGAAAGACGGGCUGAGAGAGGUGGGCAAGGUUUAUAUCAGCAUUCUCUGACUUGGAUAUGUAUUAUGUGACUGGCCUGUAAGAGGAAAAGAAAAAAAGAUUCUAAUAAGCAAGCUCACCUAUUUGCAUCAUUCCAGCAUGGGAUUUUUUUUCAUUUGUUUUCCCAUUGAUUGAAAAUGAUUACUGGGAUCAAAGUACAUUCAUGUUGCAAUUACAGAGAGAGAGAGAGAAAAAAAGAAAACCCUGGCUCUGCCUAUGAUUUAAAAACAGGAAAAGUUAUAAUUUAGUUUAAUAUUUCAUUCACUUAUUCAAUAAUAAAAAUGGAAGAGAGAUAAUAAAGUCACAUUUAAAGUUUGAUUUG